Striga hermonthica is the source of this 768-nucleotide messenger RNA. The record is from the annotation of a GenBank genome assembly. Lineage: Eukaryota; Viridiplantae; Streptophyta; Magnoliopsida; Lamiales; Orobanchaceae.
AUGGCUGAUCACACGGAUGAUUUGGAUCAACUCCUUGACAGUGCAUUGGAUGAUUUUCAGAGCCUUAAUCUCACCUCUUCCGCACAAAGAGGCUCGGGUAAUAAUGAUGGUAACCCAGGAGAGGGAAAGAAAGAGAGCUCUACAAUGAUGAGUGGAAGUGUUCAAGGGUUAGGGAUGGGUUUGCCUGAUUUGAAGAUUAAGAAAAAGGGCAAACAAAAAGUUUCACCGCCAAAGCAGGAAUCACAUAUUUCUGAGGCGCUCGAUAAGCUGAGAGAGCAAACGAAAGAGGCCGUUAAAGGGCUGGAAUCGGUGUCUGGGCCCAAACUACCAGUGGAAGGAGACUUUGGAGGAGAUGCAAUGAUAGAGGAUUGGGUCAAGCACUUUGAAGAGCUUGCCGGAACACAGGAUAUGGAGUCAAUUGUGGAGACCAUGAUGCAACAGCUUCUCUCCAAGGAAAUCCUUCAUGAACCUAUGAAAGAAAUUGGUGAACGGUACCCAAUAUGGUUACAAGAGAACAAAGCUAAAUUAACAGAUGCAGAAUACGCACAAUAUUCUCACCAAUAUGAGCUCAUAAAAGAUCUAAACCAAGUGUAUGAAAACGAGCCUGAUAACUUCAACAAGAUUGUUGAGCUGAUGCAGAAGAUGCAAGAGUGCGGCCAACCACCUAAUGAUAUCAUGCAAGAGCUUGCUCCAGGAUUGGAUCUAUCAACUUUUGGACAAUUGUCUCCUGAGAUGCUCGAGUCUCAACAAAACUGUUGUAUCAUGUGA